AGCUGCAGGGCCGCUCGCUGCGGAGCUCGCUGCGGUUCAACGGCCCCGGGGGGGGGAGGGGCGGCAGCGGCCCCGCCCCCCAGGAGGGACCCACGGUGGACAGACCCUGCCCCAGAUGUUCCCACCAGGGCAUGUGGUUCCACACGCGGCAGAUGCGCUCGGCCGACGAGGGCCAGACGGUUUUCUACACCUGCCCCCGCUGCAGGUUCCAGGAGAAGGAAGAUUCCUGAAAUUCCAAAUUUUGGGCAUUUUUGGAGAAGAUUUUUGGGAUUUUUUUUUCAAUUUUUUGGGAUUUUGGCGGAAUUUUUUCCCCAAUUUUUUGGGAUU
Molecule: messenger RNA, 327 nt
Organism: Onychostruthus taczanowskii (white-rumped snowfinch)
Lineage: Eukaryota; Metazoa; Chordata; Aves; Passeriformes; Passeridae
Gene: POLR1H
Product: RNA polymerase I subunit H
Exons: 3
Biological process (GO): termination of RNA polymerase I transcription; DNA-templated transcription
Cellular component (GO): RNA polymerase I complex
Molecular function (GO): zinc ion binding; DNA-directed RNA polymerase activity; nucleic acid binding
Source: RefSeq, a predicted model, not a curated record